Magnolia sinica is the source of this 3192-nucleotide messenger RNA. Its product is annotated as phosphatidylinositol/phosphatidylcholine transfer protein SFH13. The transcript has 16 exons. The record is from RefSeq and is a predicted model, not a curated record. Bases 429 to 2291 code for a protein of 620 amino acids. Lineage: Eukaryota; Viridiplantae; Streptophyta; Magnoliopsida; Magnoliales; Magnoliaceae.
GAAAGAGAGCGGCGUUGAGAUAUCAAAAGCGCUGGAAGCUUCGAAUCUCUUCUCCAGAGAGAGGGAGAGCGAAUCCAACGCUCCCCAACAGCCCACUGCUCCAACCCUAGAAAAAACGCUAACCUGAAAAGGACGUCCUAUAAUUAGAAAAAUCUUCUCCCUUCUCUCUCUCUCUCUAACCUUUCCUCUUUUAGAGCCUGUGAUCUUCGUUCUUGAAGGAUUUCUGCUGCAGAUCCCGCUCCGGAAUCGAUGUUCCAGCUCUCGGAUUUGCUUUUCUGAGAGGUUCGGGGUUGGACGUUCACAAUAUUUGCUGGAUCAUGAAAUUUUUGACGAGUGUAGAUUGGUGUGGGUUUUCAUGAGCUUGGAGUGCGUUUCAGUUCGUCUUCCAGAGCUUGAUACCUGAUAAAUUUCUAUUGCAUUGCCAGGAAAUGUCAGGUCCAGAAGGAGUGGUUACUCAGGACGAAAGAAGAGAAAGGAGAUCAGAUGUUGAGAACUCAGAAGACGAGAGACGACGAACGAAAAUUGGAGCUCUGAAGAAGAAAGCGUUAAAUGCUUCAAACAAGUUCACACAUUCUCUAAAGAAACGAGGUAAAAGGAAAAUUGAUUAUAGGAUACCUUCAGUUUCAAUUGAGGACAUUCGAGAUGCAGAAGAGGAGCGUGCAGUCAAUGCUUUUCGUCAAGAGCUCCUUGCGAAGGAUUUGUUACCAGUUCGGCAUGAUGACUAUCACACAUUGUUGCGAUUCUUGAAAGCUAGGAAAUUUGACAUUGGCAAAGCAAUCCACAUGUGGAUAGAAAUGCUUCGAUGGAGAAAAGAAUAUGAGACGGAUACCAUAUUAGAGGACUUCGAGUUUGAAGAGCUGGAUGAGGUCUUGCGUUAUUACCCUCAGGGGUACCAUGGAGUUGAUAAAGAAGGGAGACCGGUCUAUAUCGAGAGGCUUGGGAAAGCUGAACCAAGUAAGCUAAUGCACAUCACUACAGUUGAGCGUUACUUAAAAUAUCAUGUGCAAGAGUUUGAGCGGGCCUUCCGGGAAAAGUUCCCUGCAUGUUCAAUUGCCGCAAAAAGGCAUAUUGACACAACAACAACGAUCUUGGAUGUGCAAGGCCUGGGUAUGAAAAAUUUUGGCAGGAAUGCGUAUGACCUCCUUGUUGGCAUGCAGAAAAUAGACUCCAAUUACUAUCCUGAGACGUUGCACCAGAUGUUCAUUGUUAAUGCUGGUCCUGGUUUCAAGGUUCUUUGGAGUAGUGUAAAGAAAUUUCUGGAUGCGAAUACUAUUUCAAAAAUACAUGUGCUAGGGUCCAAAUUCCAGAGCAGACUACUUGAAGUCAUUGACUCAAGACAACUGCCAGACUUCUUUGGGGGCUCAUGUUCGUGCACUAUGGAAGGAGGGUGUCUAAGAUCUAAUAAAGGACCAUGGAAUGAUCCUGAAAUAAUGAAGCUUAUACAUAAUGGUGAAGCAACAUUCAUAAGGCAAAUCACACAAAUGUCAGAUGGAGGACAGAGAAUUAAUUCCUAUACUAAGCUACGCCCAUUAAAGGGAAGGAGCAGCAAUACAUCAACAGCUGAGUCAGGUUCAGAUGUUGAUGAUCUUGGUUCUCCUACUGGAUUAAGCGGUGCUGGGUUCACUCGGUUGGCACCUGUUCAUGAAGAAUUUACACAGGCAAGGGCAACAGACCAAAAUGCCUACUACAGCUGUGAUGACCAUUUUGCUGUGGUUGAUAAAGCAGUAGACACUGGUCGAAGGGCAGGACCCAGCGAGACGUCAUCUGUUGGGGAUAGAGAUGGGGGGCAUCUGUAUGCUGAUGCAGCAUCCAAUUCGCAAGGUAUCAUUCACAGGCUCAAUUCUAUCAGGGACAGGUUGGAGGAAAGAAAUUUCCCAUGUCUUGUGAGACCACUGGUUGCUUUCAUGAUCAAGCUAUUGGCAGUCUUCCGUAUUUUAUGUUGUGGAUUUGGAAGGAGGCGGGAAAACAGCUGCCCCUCAAAUCCAUCGGUGCGUGAUCCGAAUAACCAUCUAGCCACAGAAGCUGUCAAGGAAGACUGUAUCCUCCCGUGCGUGCAGCGCCUUCAAAGGCUUGAGAUGAUAUUUAGUGAACUCAGAAACAAGCCGGCAGAAAUUCCUUUGGAUAAAGAGCAUAUGAUCCUGGAAUCGUUGGAUCGGAUCAAAUCCAUCGAGUUUGACCUUGAGAAGACGAAGAAAGUAUUGCAGGCAACGGUGAUGAAGCAAACGGAGAUUGCUAAGUCGCUGGAUAGCCUACAGGACUUGAAAUGUCAGGUUUCAAGAAGGAAGAUGUGAAGCUGCAAGUGGACAACUUCGGAAAAAUAACGGUCAGUGGAGAGAGGCUGGUAAGCGAGAGUAAAUGUAGCCGGUUCAAACAGAUAUUUAAUGUGCCCAAAGAUUCCAAUAUAGAAACUAUUAGUGGGAAAUUCGACCACGGCCUUCUCUUCGUGAUCAUGCCAAAGAAAGAAAUAGAAACAAUAGAAGAACUCGAAAAAAAGAUUCAAAAUGAUAGCACCGAGACAGAAGGAAAGCCCACAAACAAAGAUGAAGAAUUGAGGGAAGAUGCUCAAAAUGAUAUUACUAAGAAAGAAGGAAAUGCUACAAACAAAGAAACAGAACCAAAGGAGGAGAUUCAAAAUGAUAGCAGUAAGAAAGAAGGAAAGCCCACAAAAAAAGAAAGACAACCAAAGGAGGAGAUUCAAAAUGAUAGCAAUAAGAAGGAAGGAAAGCCCACAAACAAAGACAGAGAGCCAAAGGAGGAGAUUCAACAUGAUAGCAGUACGAAAGAAGAGAAGUCCACAAACAAAGAAGAAUCAAAGAAAGAAGAUUAUGAUGAUGAUAAUCAUGGACCUAAAGAUGGUGUUGAUCAUGAGAAGGGAGAGGGCCAGAGAAAUGAUGGGAAUGAGGGAUUGAAAGGAGAGGGUGGAGACAGAUGUAAAAGAAAAGGGAAUUUGAGUGAGGACAGAGUACAAGUAACGAAAGGGGAGAUGAUGGAUGAUUUGUUUAACCAAGUAAUGGAGACCAUAAGCAAUAACAAGGCUCUCAUUGCCACUGCGAUGGUAGCUUUCUCCUUUGGGUUGUAUAUAUCUAAUAAGCUUAGGAAAACUGAAUAAUGAGACAACAACAUAAGUUAUUCUCAUUUGGACUGUAUUCAUUCAUUAAAUUGUAUUAAAGAAGCAAUAAAAUUAUAAAAUAA